This is a messenger RNA of Penicillium cataractarum, 1674 nucleotides long. Its product is annotated as fungal specific transcription factor domain-containing protein. The coding region runs from base 1 to 1674 and encodes 557 amino acids. Gene Ontology annotation, molecular function: zinc ion binding; sequence-specific DNA binding. Gene Ontology annotation, biological process: positive regulation of transcription by RNA polymerase II; DNA-templated transcription. The transcript has 5 exons. The record is from RefSeq and is a predicted model, not a curated record. Gene Ontology annotation, cellular component: nucleus. NCBI's taxonomy places the organism in Eukaryota, Fungi, Ascomycota, Eurotiomycetes, Eurotiales, Aspergillaceae.
AUGACAGAAAAGCUCGACGUUGAUUCCGCCAAAGAUACACCUCGAUUUUACCUAGAUGGAGAUAUCUAUCCCUUCGCAUGGAAUCGUGUCACGAAUGCCGACCCAGUAGACACAAGCGGUUUACCAUCUCUCGAUUAUGCUCUUCAUCUAUUCCAAAUCGUUCAGUUCCACCUCGGUCAGGCAUACAGAUUCUUCGAUCAUGAUUCGUUCGUCGCUCGAAUUCGUCAAUUCUACAAUAGUCGCUCAGAUGGAAAGGCUGCUGAACCUCGCUUCUGGUUCGUUCAGUUCCUUAUGGUGCUGGCCCUCGGUAAUGCUUUUCUUUCGAGGCCACGCAAUCAGAAAGACCCUCCUGGCGCAAAAUUCUUUGCACGUGCCAUGGCUGCGAUGCCAAACUAUACGAGUACUGGGAAGGAUAGUCUUCUAGCAAUCGAGGCCCUGGCAUUGGUCGGUCUGUACUUGUAUGCUAUCGACCAUAGAGAAGCAGCUCAUGUUCACGUUGGCCAUGCGAUACGAAUUGCGCAGUUGGAAGGAAUGCAUACGCAGCUUCCGGAAGAAGUCCUUGGGGCUGCGACAGUUGCCCGGUGUCGCAAUCUGUGGUGGUCUUUGUACACCAUGGAUCGCCAUUUUUCGCCAUCUUUGGGACUUCCGAUGACAACCAAAGACAGUGAAAUUACCACGCUGAUCAGCUCCCCAAGCUCCAGUCCGAGAGAUCUUACAUUUAGUCUUCAAGUGAGGAUCACGCGGAUGCAUUCAUUCAUUAUUGGUACUAUAUACAAAACGGAAAAGACUCCACUUGGUACUUUCCUAGAGAUAACUCGGAGCAUCCUAGAGACUAUGGCUAGGUACGCCGAGGAAAUCGAGAAGAUGAUCCAUGUCAGCUUUCAGGGCUCUAUAGACAAUGUGUCCGAGGAAACACGUCACACAAUAUUAUUGUAUCAUCAAUGUGUUAUCGUUGCCACUAGGCCGCUAUUACUCUCCGUCCUCAAGGAGCGACUUGAAAAGCUUGGUCGGGCAGAAGAGGACUGGCAGAAAUUUCUGGCCCUUCCCAUAUCCUUGAUAUCCAUUGGCAUCAAAUCAGCUGAGAAAACGCUUCAAAUAAUUGGUGAUGAGAAUGGCCUUCUUGAAACAUUCCUACCUUUUGAUCUUGAGUUGACAUAUGCAGCUGCUCUACACUUAACCAUGGCCAAUGCGCUCUUCCCUCCCAAUACAGACAACCAGUCAUAUGGCCAUGUGGCGCAUUCAAUUCUUGACGAAAUGAUUCUCUCCGGCAACCGGGUUGCGGAAGCACGAAAGCGAGAGUUAAUUCGUAUCGAGGGCUUAUUCCAGGAACUGGCCAGACGAGUUGAGCAAGAAGGCCUUCGAAUUUUGACAUUAGCGGAUCAAGGUCUCACAGAUCUUGCUCCUCUGAAUAUUCCUGACGAGUCUCAAUCGGGAGAAAGACCCGUUGCAGAGCCAGCGAUGGGUUUCCAGUCUUCUGUUCAAGACAAUCGACCAUCUUCUGCAGGCUCAUUUGCUCCAGCCAACAUUGAGUUCCUUGAUAGUAUUGGGAUCUCUUCCAAUGAGUUUCUUUCUAUCGUCGAUCAGAUCAACAAUCCAGGGAUGCCGUAUGGUGCCUUGGAUGUCCGGCCAGAUUGGCUGUCAGGAGAGGAUCCUCCAUCAUAUACAUUUGACUGA